Messenger RNA from Fusarium odoratissimum NRRL 54006, 4947 nucleotides. RefSeq names its product 60S ribosomal protein L17. NCBI's taxonomy places the organism in Eukaryota, Fungi, Ascomycota, Sordariomycetes, Hypocreales, Nectriaceae. The record is from RefSeq and is a predicted model, not a curated record. The coding region runs from base 278 to 835 and encodes 185 amino acids. Gene Ontology annotation, molecular function: structural constituent of ribosome. The transcript has 4 exons. Gene Ontology annotation, biological process: cytoplasmic translation. Gene Ontology annotation, cellular component: ribosome; cytosolic large ribosomal subunit.
AAAAUAUUUCAAUACUACUCAAUUACUAUUUGCAUUCCAUCGCAGUAUUCCUCUCGUUGCUCUCCAUUUUGUCGCAUUUCUUUUGGUCGUUUGAGGCUGCUUUUCGUAAAACGCACUAACAGGGCAGGCAACCCUAAGGCUCUUUCCCAAAGGAGUGGGGAAAGCGAGUUUGUGGUCCCUCCCGAUCUGUUAGGGCAAGAGCUCAGAAUUUCUCAAUUUCACGCCCGCCAACCCACGUUCGUCGUCGAAACCGUCACUCACCACCCAAGUCGCCGAGAUGGUUCGAUACGCUGCCACCGAGAUCCAGUCCUCGAAGUCGGCCCGCGCCCGCGGUGCCUACCUCCGAGUGUCUUUCAAGAACACUCGCGAGACCGCCCAGGCCAUCAACGGCUGGAAGCUUCAGCGCGCUGUUACCUUCCUCGAGAACGUCAAGGAGCACAAGGAGGCCGUCCCCAUGCGACGAUAUGCCGGCAGCACUGGCCGCACCGCCCAAGGCAAGCAGUUCGGUGUCUCCAAGGCUCGAUGGCCCGUCAAGUCCGCCGAGUUCCUCCUCGGUCUCCUCAAGAACGCUGAGGCCAACGCUGAUGCCAAGGGUCUCGACACCGGUGCCCUGAUUGUCAAGCACAUCCAGGUCAACCAGGCCCCCAAGCAGCGACGAAGGACAUACCGUGCCCACGGUCGUAUCAACCCCUACAUGUCCAACCCCUGCCACAUCGAGCUCAUCCUGACCGAGGGUGAGGAGGUUGUCCAGAAGUCCGAUGCUGUUGUCGAGCGCGAGCACCUCAACUCGCGCCAGCGCGGUGCCCGUCUCCGCAAGGCUAUCGCCGCCGCUUAAACAAUCACCAACCUCUAUCAAAUAGACAAAAUUUAAGCGCUGGUUGAAAACUGGGUUUACGUUGGGCAUCUUCUGUGCUGUAACUGUGUGACUUUUGACAAGACUCUUGAACAAAGGGACACUACACCAAGAUUACAUUACAAAACUCGAUCAAUUGUUCUAGGGUUUUUGCGAGGGUGGUUCGUGGCUUUUCAUCAACUGGUGUAUGGCAGGCUACGGUGAGCAUGGCAUUAAAGGGAAAUUCAUGCAAAAUUCGCAAGGUUUUCUUGACGAAAUAAAAUCAUUCAAGUCCUCCUAUGUCCGGUCCUUCAUUCGAAGAACAAUGUGACGUGAUUAGUUAGUAAAGGUCAACAUGCACCCCGUAGACUGGCGAUAGUCGUCACGAGUGAGGCAUUGCAUCAGGUUGACUCUGGAUUCAGCGACAGUGAACAUAUAUCACACUGUCCUUCAUAAUCCUCGAUAUCAUUACAUAUACAAUGCUUGCUAGCAGCUAUUGAUUGAGCAAACCUAACUGAUUCCAACUGGCAACAUAGCGAAUGCGAUAGGGAGCAAAGUCCCCUGGCUCGAUUUUCAUUCAGCGAUCAUUACGACAUUAGCCAUCCCGUCCAAUUCUGUGAGGCCCAAUUGCCUUUUUCCAUACCAAUUUUCGAAAGCAAUUACCAAACGCCUAUGCCAUCCUUUUCUAUUACAUCCAUGCUAAGCCCAACCGUUUAGUUCUCACCAUCUGUCCAUGGUGAGUCGUCAUCUAUUAGCAACAGUGGGUACUGUACGUCGUCCUGAUCAUCCAGCCCUUACGGAGGGGCCUGACCAUCGUCUUGGUUACCAAGCGGUAAGCCAAAUAGUUGUUGAUUGAGAAGAUUACCCACAACUGGGGAAGGGACAGCGAUCCGUACGGGAACGGGGAAUUGAGCAUGGUCACCGUAGAGCCUGAUCUAGAAGUCUAGGCUCACCAUGGCCUCGCUAUCUCGUGCCCCUGGAAUACUGGCAGCAUCAACUGUACCCGAGAACCGACCUUUUCCGGGUUGCUCAACACCAUCAGCUCUAGCGUCGUAAAUUGUACGCUCAUCAUAUAUAUUGGCCCAUCCCAUGUCCAUCCCGAAAGCAGUUGUAAGUUGCAGUAGCUCCUGGUUCCUUAAGCAAGGAACGAUUCGGCAGAGAAGCUUGUCACGGCACUUCUGCAUCAGAGGCGAUAGAUCUUGACUGUGCGGAUUGCCGUUGGCCCCAAGGCCUUGAGCGCCAUGCGGCAAGAUACUCCGGGUAUUUAAAGCCGGUGAGUCGACUGUAACAUACCCACAGGACUUGAAGGAGAGGCACUUCAGAGUAUACUUCUUCUCAUCUGAGCGUAGGCGCUGCGGCGCAGGUAUGUGCUGCGCUAGGGGAUCUGGCUGGUCCAAGGCUGGUUGGCUCGGGAUACUCAAACUCAGCUCGUCUCUGGCACUCAAAAUAUCUCUGAUCUUGAUGCUUGGGGAGAAAUGCUCUAUGAUGCCUGCCCAAGAUAAUACCUCUGGUUGCUGUAAGAUAUCCAUAGGUGCAGGCGGAGGAGGCGGCGGAGGAGCCUGAUUAUUGGGUGGUGGCGGUGGCAUGAAUGCCGCUCCAAAUACUCCUGCAAGCUGCUGAGCCGUCGCGUUGAAUGGGAAUGGUGCAACAACCCCAUUCGCUAUAUUGGUCGGCGGAGGUACCAGCACACCAGGAGGUGCAGGGUGUAUCCCGAUCAUGUUCAGCAGAUGAGCAUUGUUUGCUGCGCCAGCUUGCUGGAGCGGAGCUUGGGGAGUGAGAGUCGGUGGACCGGAAAGUGACACAGAUUCCAGAUCGAGCUUCUCGAGUGUGGACAAAGCCAUAUUGCGUAUUGUUUGCAAAAGGACAUGCGGUGAGGCCCAGCAGUUCUUGAGUGACAAAUGUUUAAUAAAGGGUAAUGCCAAGAGAUCGUCCGUAUUAGUUUUGGGGCUAUCAAUGCGAGUCAUGAGUUGAGGCUGUUCAAAGAACGGUGCUGGGAGGAUGUGGUGGUUCCGCUGAUAUGUCCCAGGAGCAAACUCUCCACCACAGAUCCAUUCAAAGUGAAGGCUUUCGAUGUGGCGCUGAGCGCCAAUGUAAUUGUUAAGCAGCUGAUAAACCUUACCAACAGCCUCGACAGGAGAAACUGUGUCAUCUUCUACACAACCCGGGGCAGACUUGGAAACGCGUCGCCAGUCGGCAAUAACACCUAGCGAAACAUUGCUGAGAGACGAUAGGUUCUGCCAUAGCUCAUGCCGACACAGGAUAUACACAUGGCUACUGGGGAUCUUGGCAAUCGUGAUGGUAGUAAGAUUGUUGAAGCAGUUGUCUCGGGCAUUGUCGAUAAGGCCAAUGACAUAGGACUGGAUCAUGGCGCGAUGCGCCCACUCGAGCUCGAGGAGCAUUUCUUUUUGUGCUCUUGUGAGACUGGCGGGAAUCAGCGGAUGAUUGGCCACCUCUGCGGUGGCGGGCUCGAAGUCAGCACGAUGUGUGUUUUGUGCCAUUACUCGUCUAGCUUCCAUCUCAUUGAUAAUGGUUGCUCUCUCAUCAAAGUCAAUUGCGUUGAUGUUGGUGCCCUCAGUCUCCAACAGCAUUAGCACAGCUUCGUUGAUCUGGGCACCUGAGUACCCAGCAUCUGACGCCAUCUUCUGCAGUACUGUUCGCUUGAAACUAAUGGGGUUCUCGAACACAGGCUUUCUAAAAUCCUUGACCAUCUCAUUCAGGUCGGACAUGGUGACGAUUGGUUGCUUCCGAGCUUGUGACUCAGAACCUGUGUGACGCCAAUUCUGCGUUGCAAACACGGGAUGGAGAGUGGUUGCACCUCGUGCGAUGUGAUCAGGCCCCGACAGAAAUCCAAGACCAGCAUCACAACAGAGUCCAAGAUUUGUGACUUUGACCAAGCACUUAAGCGCCUCCUUCAUGGCCUCAGUUUCGUCAGCCGUUUGUUCGAGACCCUCAAGAUCAGUAUAUCGGUGGUAGGUGCCAUGUGGCCACCGGUAUAUACCCCAAAAAGAGGGAACAGCUUCUUGCGAAGGCUUCACUGGGGGGUAUGAGAGCGUGUCCUCGUCAAGCUCCAAAGACAGCGCAAAGCGCCGGAUGUGUGGACCAAAAGACUGGAAGAUGCGCAUCCCAUUUGAGAGAAGAGCAGAGGAUGUGCGCUUAAAUGCUCCGUUUUCAUCACGAUCCAACUUGCUGUAAAGCUCCGACUUGAAGGGUACGACAACAUUUCGAAAGUACUGCGCAGAAACCUUGGCCUCGAAUUCUUUACAGACAAGUCGCAAACAUCUGACCUCAAGGCGGGUGAGGUACGAAAUAAUGAUCUCGAAAAUCUCAACCGGAAUUUCGUUCGUGGGCCAUGUAACGGCGGACAUCGCUUGGGUUCGAUCAUGGGAAUCUGACAGUUCAAGGAGAGCGGGCAUUUCUUCGUCACACGACGGAGGAGCAGUGCUUGGUCUUCUCUGACUCAACGCCGGGUCGAUGGCGUCAAUCCAGUUGGAAUCCAUUAUCGCGAUGGGUCGACGGAUUGCAAGUCUCGGUUUCGUAGACAGCGCUGUCAGAAUAUAAUGACUGCGAGAAUUAAUGGUUGAGGCGAUUUACUUUCGGUCGGGCGGAGGGUGAGUAUGUCGUCAAGGUACUCUGAUGGCGGGGCGUUGGAGCAGCGGGGACUGAAUGGUGAUGAUAUGUAGAGAGAAAAGAGGACGAAGGCGUUUAAUAUAAUGAAGAAGAAGAAGAAUAAUAAUAAUAAUUCGAUGACAGGCAACAAGGACGAAUGUUGAAGGCAAAUAGCCGCCGGGGGUGUCUCUCUUUUGUCGUAACUAGGGUGAAUAAAUGAAUGAAUAAGUCCGUGAUGUAGUACUCGGUCGGCUGCAGUCAAGACUGCAGGUGAACGAGCGGGUUGGAUCGGAUCGAUGCGGCCAAUGCCUGGUGGCAAACGUAUGUAGGUCUGGGGGAAAGUGAAAUCGAGGGGACAGGGCCCUCGUCUCCCGGUAGUUGGUAGAAUAGCUGUCGAUCUAUGCCGGGGUUAAUUGUGCGAUUGCGGCUCCGAGGGGAGAAAAUUAAUGAGUUGAGGAUGGGGAUGGCAUGUUUAUGUUUAGACGUUAACUAACCUAACCUUAGGAUGU